Messenger RNA from Eutrema salsugineum, 1164 nucleotides. RefSeq lists its product as uncharacterized. The coding region runs from base 68 to 1051 and encodes 327 amino acids. NCBI's taxonomy places the organism in Eukaryota, Viridiplantae, Streptophyta, Magnoliopsida, Brassicales, Brassicaceae. The record is from RefSeq and is a predicted model, not a curated record. The transcript is spliced from 3 exons.
AGAAUCUUUACUAAACGCAAACAAAAAUCAAAUUAUCUUUCUUGGGUUCUCUGUUUCGUUAAUAAUAAUGGAUCCGUCUUGUACAAACUCAGUAAACGGAUUCUACUCGUUUCUAAACAGAUCAAUGGAAGAUCUCGAAAGGGUUUAUCUCUCUAACAACUUCAUGUCCGUACAGUUCCUACAGAGAGUGAUCUGUCUUCUCAGAACCUCUCACUCCCAUCUCACACUUCUCGUCCAAAAACUUAAUCUACCUGUCGGUGACAAGUGGCUCGACGACUACAUGGACGAAACCUCCAAGCUCUGGGACGUUUGCCACGUCAUCAAAUCCUCUCUCUCCUCCAUGGAAACCUUCUGCUCCGCCGCGAUUUCCAUCGCCUCUACGCUCGACGGCCACCACCACCACCGUCAGAUUUCCCGGCAGGUGAUACGAGCGAUAUCUGGAUGUCGGAGAGAAGCGGUGGGGUUAGAGGAAGAAAACAGAGCUUUAAUGGAGAAUCGGAUCCAAAGGUUUCCUUUUUUAUCGGAGCAAAUUACGACGACGGCGGCGAUGGAGUCAUCGAAGAUACAGAACGGAUUCAGCGGUUUCCGAGGAGUAAUGAACACAAUGAAGAACAUAAACUCGCGGCUUCUCAUGAUCUUAAUGCAAGGCCUUAUUUAUUGUAUCCCCGGAGAGACAACGGCGACGGUGACGAUGACGGCGACGGCGUUGGUGAGGUUGAAGCAGAGAGUGGCGGCGGAAAUGGAGAGGACAGGGAUCAAGAAAGGGGUAAUGAUGUAUGAGUUUAGGAGGAGCAAAACGGCGAUGGAGGAGCUCAAGGCGGAGCUGGAACGGCGGUGGUGCGGCGGAGGAGGAGAGAGGGAGGAGGAGGCGGCGGAGGCGGCGGCGGAGAAAGGGUUAAGAGAGAGAGUGGAGAACGUGAAAGUGAAUAUUGGGAAUUUGAGGAAUGGAUCAGAGAGUAUUGUUGCUCAGAUUGAUGAUUUCUUUGAUGAGAUUGUUGAUGGAAGGAAAAUGCUUUUGGAUUUCUGUAGCCACAGGUUGGGUUGCUUUUGAGUAGGAAUUGACUGCAAAAAUAGAUGUUGUCUAUACGGAAGGGAGUUGCAGAAGGAAGGAAGAGAAGGGAAAUAAAACGAAAACAGCUAAUGAUUAAAAACUGACUGAUUCCU